This is a messenger RNA of Boleophthalmus pectinirostris (great blue-spotted mudskipper), 2339 nucleotides long. RefSeq names its product E3 ubiquitin-protein ligase TRIM21-like. The transcript has 2 exons. Gene Ontology annotation, biological process: protein ubiquitination. The coding region runs from base 469 to 2118 and encodes 549 amino acids. The record is from RefSeq and is a predicted model, not a curated record. Lineage: Eukaryota; Metazoa; Chordata; Actinopteri; Gobiiformes; Gobiidae. Gene Ontology annotation, molecular function: zinc ion binding; protein binding; ubiquitin-protein transferase activity.
UCUUGGUCUUGGUCUUGGUCUUGUUUUAGAUUCUGUUGUUUUCGUCGUCACUGAUUUGGUUCAGUUCAACUUUAGUUUUGUUCAAACAGACGAGAGUGAAACCAACACUUUACUUUCACUUUACAAGACUUUGACUCACGUCCUGACACUUACUCUUUAACUUACUCUUACUUCACUACUUUCAUGGACACCACUUUGUACUUCUACUUGAGUCAUAUUAUUUUGAAGUAACGUUACUCUUACUCGAGUACAGUUUUUGGAGACUCUCCCACCUCUGAACUCAUUUAAAGCCACAGUCUGUCACUUUUCAGCCCAAACUCCACUCAAAUCAGAGCAUGUUGUUUCCUUUUGGUUGUGUCGAUCGCAGUGAAAAACAAGCGUUGUUACUUUGAGCUCGCAUCUCCACAGACCUGACUCUUAUCACCCAGAUACCAACUGAUCACAAGUAUCACAAGUGAAACAAGAAACAUGUCCUCCACCAGUGAAAGGAGCUCUGAGGAGACGUUCCUGUGCUCCAUCUGUCUGGAGGUGUUCUCUGAGCCAGUGUCCACUCCAUGUGGACACAACUUCUGCCGACGCUGCAUCUCUCAGGCCUGGGACACUGAUGGACCCUGCACAUGUCCUGUGUGUAAAGAGAUGUUCCACAGCAGACCACAGCUCAAGGUCAACACGCUCCUGAAGGAGCUGGUCUCAGAGUCUAACCUGCAGAAGAACAAGAGCAGAUCUAUGGAGAAGAUGUUUGACUUUAAAGAGGUGCAGUGUGACGUGUGCUCUGAGCCCAAGCUGAAGGCCCUCAAGUCCUGCCUGGUGUGUCUGUGCUCCUUCUGUGAGAGCCACCUCCAGCCUCAUCUCACAGUCUCUGGGCUGAAAAGACACCAGCUGAUGGAGCCUGUGGAAAACCUGGAAGACAGGAUGUGUCCCACACACCAACAACCCCUGAUGCUCUUCUGUUCCACUGAUGAGAAGAUCGUGUGCAUGAUGUGCUCCGUUCUAGAUCACAAGAACCAUGAGUUGUUGUCUCUGGAGGAGGCGUGUGAGCGCAGGAGGUCCUCUCUGCUGCAGACUCAGGCUCAGAGCCAGCACAUGGUGGAGCAGAGGAGGCAGAAGAUCCAGGAGAUCCAGAGCCUCCUGGAGCUGAGUGAGACAGAGGUCCUCAGAGAGAGGGCUGCGGGGCUGCAGGUCUUCACUGCUCUCAUGCAGUCUGUUCAGAGGAGUAUGGACCUCUUCUUAGAGGAGCUCCAGGAGAAGCAGAGCCGGAGCCACAGACGAGCCCAGGAUCUGCUGCAGCGGCUGGAGCAGGAGAUCUGUGAUCUGGAGCAGAGCAGCGCUGAGGCCCAACGUCUCUCACGCUCUCAUGACCCCCUCCACUUUCUACAGCGCUGCCCUGCACUCACGCCCCCUGCUGGGCUUAAGGAGUGGAGCAGCGUGAACUUUGAGCCGGAGACAUGUGAGGGCAGUGUGUCCCGGGCUCUGUCUGAGCUGGAGAACAGUCUCCCUCAGGAGUUUAACAAACACUUUAAGGCCGAACUAUUGAGAGUGAAGCAGAGUGCGGUGGAGGUGACUCUGGACCCAGACACGGCUCAUCCUAAACUCGUUCUGUCUGAAGAUCUCAAACAGGUUCAUCACACUGAUGUGAGGAAGAAUCUCCCAGAUUCUCCUCUGAGGUUUGAUACAUGUGUUAUGGUUUUAGGAAAACAGAGUUUCUCUUCAGGCAGGUUUUACUUUGAGGUUCAGGUCAAAGGGAAAACAGAGUGGGAUUUAGGAGUGGCCCAAGAGUCCAUCAACAGGAAGGGACAGAUCACUUUAUGUCCCAAAGAUGGACUGUGGUGCAUCUGCUUAAGAAACAAAGAUGAGUACAGCGCUUGUACUGACUCUUGGACCCGUCUGUCUCCUCAGAGAGCUCCUCAGAAGGUCGGGGUGUUUGUGGACUAUGGAAAGGGUCUGGUCUCCUUUUAUGAUGCAGAUUCUGCAGAUCUCCUCUACUCCUUCACUGACUGCUGCUUCAGGGAGAAGCUGCUUCCAUUUUUCAGUCCCUGUUUAAAUGAAGGAGGAUCAAACUCUGCUCCUCUGGUUCUCACUGCAGUGGAGACUUUGAGCGGUGACAAAGUACAAAAGUAAAAGUACUGCACUUAAGUAUCAUUUUGAAGUAUGUGUACUUUAUUUGUGUACAUUUGACUGUGGAUACUUUUGACUCUGUAUUUGGAACUGGACUGAAAAGUCCCAAGUUGGUCUCCUUAUAGUUUGGAACCUGAGUUAUUGUAAAGAAAAUCAGAAUUGACAGUGAACUGGUGAUGGGCGUCUGAAUCUCUACAUUGAUGUAAAUAAACACUUUUAUGCAA